AUGGAGGCACGGCCUCCGCUCCACGUCCCGCGGGUGGAGCAGCAGGGCACUGAAGUUGAUAGGCAUGCGGUCGAGGGGCAGGCGCACCUCGCAGCUUUCAAGGCUCCGCCAGCGUUCGCGGGGGGAAACAUGACGAUUUGUUUCCGAGGCGACCCCGACGUGCACGCUGCGCUCGGGUUCAAGGAAAUCACCAGCUUCCGGCCACUCGUCCGCUACGACGGCGUCGCGAACAGGGUCGUGCGCAAUGCCUUCCGCGAAGCCGGCUUCCAACUCACGAAGGGCAGCGCUUGGAACGUCAUGUGGGGUGCGGCGAAGUCACCCGAGGAGUACAAGUCGCUGCUGCCGUUUCAGCGCAUCAACCACUUCCCAGGGACGUGGGAGCUCGGCCGAAAGGACAGGCUGUACAGGUCGAUCGCCCGCAUGCGGCGGUUGAAGGGAGCGGCAUUUGACUUCGUGCCCCCCUUUUACGUUCUGCCAGACGAGUGGACGGAGUUCCGAUCGUACAUGAGCCGCAACCCCAAGGCGAUGUAUAUCCGGAAGCCCGUCGCGAGCUCCAGGGGGCGCGGCGUCCGGAUGGUCGUCAACCCGAACAAGCUUCCGAGGAACAAGGAGUUCAUGGUUCAGCGGUACAUAGAGAACCCUCUCCUCGUGGAUGGGCGCAAGUUCGACCUGAGGCUCUACGUGGUGGUGACUUGCCUGGACCCGCUCAGGGUGUACGUGUACGAAGAGGGGCUCGUGCGGUUCGCGUCGACCGCUUAUUCGACGGACUCGCGGAAGAAGGCGGUUCACAUCACCAACUACACGGUGCAGAAGAAGCUCGCGGCGAACCGGCAGCGGCAGGCAAACCAGGACAGCGCCACCAUGUCUGGUGCUGUCAACGCUGAUGGGGGCGCUCCCGGCCCUGAGGCCCGCCGCCCGGAGUCGCACGAGAGCCGCAAGCCAUCGCCAAACCGGCGUGCGAGCAGCGCGUCCCUCGACGGCGAAGAAGGGCUCUUCGCAGCGCACCUUGCCAGGCAGGAGAGCGGCCCAGCAUCAGCUGCGUCGGCCGACGUCGAGACCGAGGCCUACGAGGCUGACGGGGAGAGUGCGCACGGUGAGCAACGAUUUGUUGCCGCGGGACGGGACCCGGGUUCCCCUGAAGACCGAUCGAGAAUCCUGGACAGCUCACAGCUCAAGUGGACGUUUCGACGUCUGCGCGAGCACCUCAAGGCGCAGGGCAUCCCGUGGAAGACUUUGUGGGACCAGAUGCUGGACAUUGUCGCCAGGACAGUGAUCGCAGUGGAGGGCCGGAUGAGCGCCCUAUCGAAGGUCAACGUACCGCAUCAUCUGAAUUGCUUCGAAGUGUAUGGCUUCGACAUCAUGUUCGACGACCGGCUGCGUGGCUGGCUGAUCGAGGUCAACACGGGACCGUCGCUCGCGACAGGGUCUGCAGUGGACAGGGAGGUGAAGACUCCCAUGGUGCGGGACCUCAUGCACCUCGUCGGCGUGCCCGUGAUCCAGAAGGGGGUGUUCGUCCGUCAGAUGAAAGUUGAGCGCGAGGCACGCCUGUCCGGCCUCGCACGUACUGCUUCGCGGCCCGACUCUCGGCGCUCGCAAUUCGGGGCGGACUCGUCGGAGCCGGGAACCGGUCCCCCGUCGCGGCCAGGCACGAGCGACAAUCACAGGUUCCCCAGCGCCUCCUCCUCACGGACCAGCAUGGCGUCGGAGCGCGCGCCCAGUCGCAGGUCCGGGCGCCGCGUUCAGGACGCCGCGGCGUUCGACUUCACGGACACGCCGACCGAGCUUCUACCGGAGAGCGUGCUGGAGAUGGAGGCUGAGGAUCAGAGGCGAGGCAGGUUCAUCCGCGCGUUCCCCAGGGACGACGAACCAGGACGCCACCAGGAACUGUUUGAGACCAAGCGCUACGAGAAUAUUCUGCUACAGACGUGGCUGAUAUCCAAGACCCGUGCGCGAACGGGACGAGCGCACGGCACGCGGAAGCCGGGGCAAAGCAAGGCCCGGACCCAAAAACCAGCGCCAACGCGGACAUCUGAAGCAAAAGCCACGCCUCGCCAGCGCAGCGCAGCGCGUGCACUGUCUCUGCCUCGUGGGGCACGGUCCCAAACCAAGGGGCUCGUCGAGGAACCGCGCCUCCCGACUGUCAUCCUGGACGCCGCGGCGCAGGGUUCUGCGCCGCCGCGGCUCAGUGCGCACCAGUGGCGCACCCAGACAAGGAGUCUCGGUCGGCCUGCGGAUCGUGCUCUGCUUCAUGGCAACUCCGUGAACUUGGGAGUGCCUUCUGCCACGCGAGUCGUCGGAUAUCCGUUCAUUCGAUCUAUAUCAACACGCGUGCCCGGGCCUGGCAGACUGGAGUGA
Molecule: messenger RNA, 2355 nt
Organism: Pedinophyceae sp. YPF-701
Lineage: Eukaryota; Viridiplantae; Chlorophyta; Pedinophyceae
Source: the annotation of a GenBank genome assembly